This is a messenger RNA of Acanthoscelides obtectus, 529 nucleotides long. The record is from the annotation of a GenBank genome assembly. Lineage: Eukaryota; Metazoa; Arthropoda; Insecta; Coleoptera; Chrysomelidae.
CGAAGAACAGAUGAAAGUGAGGGCAGUGAAUGCAGAAUUCCAGUACGGAUACGAAUAUCUGGGCAACAGCGGACGUUUGGUGAUCACUCCAUUGACAGAUAGGUGUUAUUUGACUCUGACAGGGGCUUUGCACUUGAAGUUUGGAGGAGCCCCGGCUGGACCUGCAGGCACCGGAAAAACGGAGACAACAAAGGACUUAGCGAAAGCCAUGGCUAUACAAUGUGUCGUGUUCAAUUGCUCGGACCAGCUAGAUUUCAUGGCGAUGGGGAAAUUUUUCAAAGGACUUGCUAGUUCAGGAGCUUGGGCAUGUUUUGAUGAGUUCAACAGGAUAGAUAUCGAAGUGCUUUCUGUAGUUGCUCAACAAAUAGCGACGAUCCAGAAAGCGCAACAAGCUCGAUUGGACACGGUAUUCUUUGAAGGGUCAGAAAUAGUCUUGAAGGAGUCUUGUGCUGUUUUCAUCACGAUGAAUCCCGGAUAUGCAGGAAGAACAGAACUCCCUGAUAAUCUCAAGGUAAUUAUGAACCGGUAA